CUCUCUCUGUAACAAAAUCCCUUCGAUCAAGAAUAAUAAAAGUCUCAGCCGUGAUGCUCUUGAGAGCUCACCGUGGAUUAGUCUCGUUCUAAAUCAAGAACGGGGAUACCACGUAAAACUCGCUUGUCUCAUCGUUUUACUCUUUCCGCAAUCUGGAUUUCAUUAUGGUAUCAGAGCAAACCUCGGUCCAUUAGGUUUUGCGUCUCGUAUUCGUGUUUAGCUCAGCCGCCGACGUAUCCUCUCCUUGUCGACGGGAAUCAUGGGCGAUGAAUCACCAUCAAACACAAAGAACGUGAAGGGCGUCGAGACCCUGCAGGCGGACGUGAUUCUCCCAUCGUCCCCUCUCUUCCUGCAUCCUUCUGACGCCCCCAGCCAGGUCUUCGUCGGGGAUUUGCUCACUGACCUCAAUUACAGUGAGUGGUCUGCCGAAAUAUCUAAUGCCUUUCUUGCUAAGAACAAGCUGGACUUUGUUCUAGGUACUGUUCAGCGACCAGCAUCGGGAGAAUUGCUUGCUGCCUGGACGCGUUGCAACGCCAUGGUCGUUGGGUGGUUGCGCAGCGCCAUGAGCCGCGAAAUUCGCAGCAGUCUCAGCACGAGUUUCACGGCAAAGGAAAUAUGGGAUGAACUGAAAGAACGCUUCACCACCGGGAAUCUACCACGCCGUUACAAGCUUCGUCGGGAGAUCACCUCGCUCCGCCAAGACAAGCUAAAUGUUGCCUCAUUCUAUGCAAAAUUGAAGAGGCUUUGGGAUGAUUGGUUCACGCUCGACCCGCCAGCAAAAUGUACAUGUGGCAAGUGUGAGUGCGAUGUCGAACGUCGCACACGAGCUUCCCAGGAGGACAUGCGCUUCUUGGACUUUCUGCUAGGGCUCGACGAUGGAUUCUCGGUUGUUCGCACACAGCUUCUCUCUAUGAAGCCCACCCCUAGUCUUGGUGAAGCGUACCACAUGGUAGCUAACGACGAGCAGCAGCGCCUUCUCACCGACUCACGUCCUCGCAUUGAAGCUGCCGCCUUUCAAGGCAAGGGGGAGCAAGGUCGACGUGAGGAUACUCACACUGAGGGACGAGAACGCACUGAAGAGGGACGUCCCUAUUGCACUCAUUGUCAAAAACCGGGCCAUUUCAAGGCCACGUGUUAUGAAAUCCAUGGCUGGCCGACCCGACAGCCCGGUGACAGGCCUCGACGUCGUGGGAAAUCUGGCCGCGAUCCUCAAGCUGCUGCAGCUGAAAGUGAACCAAGUUCCAUCCCCGGUCUCUCCGCAGCCCAAGUCGCACAGCUUCGUGCCUUCCUCGAGUCCGACACUAAACCCACCGCAAGCAUGGCAGUGAACAUGUCAGGUACGCAAUCGUUUCGCUCUCAAUCACCUACUAUGAGUCCUUGGAUUAUUUAUUCCGGUUGCAACGAGCAUAUAGUGAAUGAUAACUCUUUAUUUGUGGGCGAGAUCAAAACGGACUCACAAUUGCAGGUCAGGAUCCCUAAUGGCAAAGGGGUCCCGGUACAUGGUAUAGGAAUCACACAGUUAUCUAACGGACUGGUUCUACGCCGUGUUUUACAUGUCCCGGACUUUCAGUGCAACCUUUUGUCCGUUAGUCGACUUACUGCUGAUCAUUCGGUUGCCGUAGUCUUCUUAAAGAACUUCUGUGUAAUUCAGGACUUGUGCUCCAAGAAGCUGAUUGGGACGGGGACGUACCGUGACGGUUUAUAUUAUCUCAACGUUUUGGACGGUGGUCAUCCAGUGGCGUUGUCGGCAAGGGAAGCAAUCAACACAUCAGCACGUUGGCAUUCCAGACUCGGCCAUCCUGCUGAUUCGAAGUUAUUGGCGUUUCAGCCUUUUAUCUCUAGUACUUUAGUUUUGAACAAGGACCCAUGUGAUUCAUGUCUUCGGGCUAAGCAGACUCGUCUUCCUUUUGAGCAUAGCCAGAUUAAAACUACGUCAUGUUUUGAUCUUAUUCAUGUGGAUCUUUGGGGUGGAUAUCAUGAGACUUCUUUUACUGGAGCUCAUUAUUUCUUGACUAUUGUGGACGAUUUCAGUCGUGCAGUCUGGGUCUUCUUGUUGAAAUAUAAAUCCGAAGCAGCACGUUAUUUGUUGGUCUUCUUUAAUCAGGCUCGAACUCAGUAUGGGAAAUCAGUUCGUCGGAUUCAGACUGACAAUGGUCGUGAGUUCACUACUCCAGAGUUGCGUGAUUACUACGAGAAGGAAGGAGUUGUUUUACAAACCUCUUGUAUCAACACGCCACAACAAAAUGGGGUGGUGGAACGAAAACACCGCCAUCUCCUUGACACAGCUAGAGCUUUGCGAUUUCAUGCAGGCUUGCCUCUACGUUUUUGGGGUGAAUGUGUGUUGACUGCUGCAUAUUUAAUUAAUCGGAUGCCACUUGCUCCUCUCCAUGACAAGAGCCCAUAUCAAGUGCUGUUCGAUGUGCCACCUAAGUAUGAUCACCUGCGUACCCUCGGCUGCCUCGUAUACGCCAAGGACACUCACCACCACCUUGACAAAUUUGCGGCACGGGGGCGACCAGGCAUCUUUAUUGGGUAUCCUGCAACUCAAAAAGGAUACCGUAUCUAUGAUCUCGAGAAGAAACAAAUCUACACUUCCCGGGAUGUGGUCUUCGUUGAACAUGUUUUUCCUUACAAAGAGUCUUCACUAUCUAGCCACUCAUCAUUGGCUGGUGCACAUGAUCUCACACUCUCUCCUGAUGGUAGUGUACCUGCCCGCCUUAUUGAUGAUGAUGAGGAGUUGUUUGGCCCUCAGUCUACACCUGCCAAUGACUCUCCAUUAAGUCCAACUCCCAAUAUCAUCAAUUCCACCACGGAACACUCGUCCCCAUCUCCAUCUUUGGAUGCUGCCUCUCCUGGAGACACUAGCUCCUCGGUGCCCACAACUUCACCGGCACCAGCGGACGUACCUCCUCUGCGGCGUAGCGAUCGCACGCGGCAGCUACCCAAGGCUCUUGACGUCUAUGACGUUCAGCUCCCAGGCCAAUCACAGGGUAACCAUGUCCUAUAUCCCAUGGCUAACCACGUGAGCUAUCAUAGGCUCUCACCAGCUCAUCGUGCUUUCAUUGCUAACGUCACCAACACCAUUGAGCCUCGCUACUAUCAUCAAGCAGUCUGCUUCCAGCAUUGGCGACUUGCUAUGCAAGCCGAGAUCACAGCGCUAGAAGCUAAUCAUACUUGGACGCUCACCUAUCUACCUCCCGGUAAGCGUGCCAUUGAGUCAAAGUGGGUCUUCAAGGUCAAGUACAAACCGGAUGGCUCGAUUGAACGCUAUAAAGCACGUCUCGUUGCUAAGGGUUUUACUCGGGUAGAAGGCAUUGACUAUCAUGAUACUUUUGCUCCUGUUGCAAAGCUCGUUACCGUCAGGUGUUUACUCGCAGUGGCUGUUACUAAGAACUGGUUUAUUCACCAGCUGGACGUUAAUAAUGCUUUUCUGCAUGGUGAUCUCCAUGAGGAAGUAUACAUGAAGGUUCCCCAAGGCUUCGGUAAACCCGGUGACACACGAGUUUGCAAGUUACAUAAGUCGAUCUAUGGUUUGAAACAGGCUUCUCGCAACUGGUAUCAAAAGUUCUCUGCGGCAUUGGUACAACUUGGCUUCCGCCAGAGCCAUGCCGAUCCAUCACUUUUUAUCUAUCACACGUCAACCUCCUGUGUGGUGGCCCUUAUCUACGUUGACGAUGUCAUCUUAGCCGGAGAUAACUUAGCAUUUAUUCAGCGUGUUAAGUCCUCACUCCAUUCUCAGUUUACCAUCAAGGAUCUUGGUCCACUCAAGUACUUUCUGGGAAUAGAGGUAGCUCGCUCACCGAAAGGCGUCGUUCUCAAUCAGCGGAAGUAUGUUCUCGAUAUUCUUGCCGACUCGGGUCUCCCUGCCACUCGUCCGUGUGCAUCACCGAUCGAGCAAAAUCAUCAACUUGGGCGUCUUGAGUCACCUCCUGCACCUGAUCCCUCUGCUUUUCGGCGUCUGGUUGGCCGCCUCCUCUAUCUCACCGUCACCCGGCCUGACAUCACUUAUUCAGUCAACCUGCUUAGCCAGGCGGUUCAUGCUCCGACUCAAGCUCAUCUCGAUGCUGCUCAUCGCAUCCUUCGCUACUUGAAGAGCUCGCCCGGCCGAGGGUUGUUUUUCCCUUCGCAGAAUCCUCUGAUCUUGACAGGUUACUGCGAUGCCGACUGGGGUGGCUGUCCUACCACCCGUCGCUCUACUACAGGUUACUUCAUUCGUUUGGGAGCUUCACCCGUGUCUUGGCGUACCAAGAAACAAACUGUAGUGGCUCGUUCUUCCGCAGAGGCCGAAUAUCGUGCUAUGGCUAGCACCGUUAGUGAGAUUAUUUGGCUUCGGUGGCUUCUGAGUGAACUUGGUGCACCUCAGCAGGGUCCGACUCCACUCUUUUGCGACAGUCAGGCAGCUUUACAUAUUGCGGCUAAUCCCGUCUUCCACGAACGAACUAAGCAUGUCGAGAUGGACUGCCAUUUUGUUCGUGAGCGAGUCCAAUCCCGUGAUAUUGCCCCGCAAAAGAUCUCCUCCCCUGAGAAGCCUGCGGAUUUGUUUACAAAGGGGCUUGGUGUUGAUUCGUUCCAGCAUCUCCUUUCCAAGCUUGGCACGUAUGAUCUCCAUGCCUCCGCUUGAGGGGGAGUAUUGUGAACUGUCUUUCACCCAUUGGUCCGGGUGUUCCCUAGUCCAUGUCAUUCUCUUAUUAAUGUUACUUACCUCUCACGUAACCUAUGGAGAAAGUGAUUAGGGUUGUCAAUUCAUAUAUAUAUAUAGGCCUGUAACUUGCAGUCGGCCAUAACUCUCUCUGUAACAAAAUCCCUUCGAUCAAGAAUAAUAAAAGUCUCAGCCGUGAUGCUCUUGAGAGCUCACCGUGGAUUAGUCUCGUUCUAAAUCAAGAACGGGGAUACCACGUAAAACUCGCUUGUCUCAUCGUUUUACUCUUUCCGCAAUCUGGAUUUCAUUAUGAUUUGAUGGGGUUGUAUAGAUUCACGAGAUAACGGGAUUCUUCUACCAGUCCCAAUUGCAUUCGUAUAACCAUUGUUACAACUUACAAGAUUAUCUUAAUUAUUUAUUGAUCAAUACUCGAUUUUGGUUCGAAUUUUGGUUUAAGUGUCAAUUUUUAAAUAAAUUUUUAAAUAAUAU
Messenger RNA from Linum trigynum, 5128 nucleotides. NCBI's taxonomy places the organism in Eukaryota, Viridiplantae, Streptophyta, Magnoliopsida, Malpighiales, Linaceae. The record is from the annotation of a GenBank genome assembly.